Dracunculus medinensis (Guinea worm) is the source of this 396-nucleotide messenger RNA. The record is from the annotation of a GenBank genome assembly. NCBI's taxonomy places the organism in Eukaryota, Metazoa, Nematoda, Chromadorea, Rhabditida, Dracunculidae.
AUGUUUGAUAAUGUUUUCGUUAUAAAUAUUUGCUCUGUCCCUGUGCCAAAUGGGCCAAAUUUUGUACGAAGGCCUUCAGUACUUGUCGAUAAUUGCCAAGAUCGUGAUCCGCCGGCAUGCUUUGAAGCUCGAAAAUGCGGAUAUAGCAUUCGAGACAAAUGUCAGAUGGAACCAUAUAAAAUAUUAGCACGGCAACUAUGUCCGCGAACGUGUGCGACAUGUUGUUUGACUAAAGAAUAUAACUGUGAUAAUGGGACGACCUUGCCAUCUGCAGCAGCAACUUGCAGAGACGAAAGGCAAAACUGUGCCGCAAUCAGAGCCACAAAUAGCUGUGGCGGUGUGUUUCGAACGACAAUGAUGCAACAAUGCGCAAGAACUUGCGGUUAUUGCUCGUAG